Molecule: messenger RNA, 2524 nt
Organism: Paramacrobiotus metropolitanus
Lineage: Eukaryota; Metazoa; Tardigrada; Eutardigrada; Parachela; Macrobiotidae
Product: histone-arginine methyltransferase CARMER-like
Exons: 4
Coding region: 426-2216 (596 amino acids)
Biological process (GO): peptidyl-arginine methylation
Molecular function (GO): protein-arginine N-methyltransferase activity
Source: RefSeq, a predicted model, not a curated record
CCGACUACGGACUACCCUACAGUAGGUUUAAGUUAUUUUUGCCUUCCAUCAUUUAAAAGAUUUUCAUAAUAAUUUUCUUUUUGGUUUUGCAAGUGUUAAAAUCGAAUGCUGCCGCAAGCAACAUCUAAAGAAUCUAGCAGGCAUUAAAGUAAUCACGGCUGUGAACUUACUCAUCAUAAUACUUGUGAACUUACUCGCUGCAGUGUUGACAUUGGACGUCGAGAAUGAUUUAACUGCAGUGUUGCCCUUGGGUUCUUUGAAGUUUCCAAGGUCCUCUUAGUUCUUACCCAGUAAAUUUACUGUUUUAUAUCGGGACGCGUCGUUGUGACCAUUUGUUCUGCAGGAGUUGCGAAGUAACUCGGCGCCUUGCUGAAUUUAUCGUUUUACAGUUCUUCGGGAUCUGAAUUCUGCAAUCUGACGGAGCCAUGUCAAUGGCGCCACCACAGUCAACUCCUAAAAUGUACUCGGUUCCGCGGGUGCGUUUGUGGAGAAUCAAUGGUCCGUCAUUCGAACCCUUGUCGGCAGACAAGGAAAAUGCUUGCUCCGUGGUUGUUCAACGUACCAACGAUCUAGACUCGUCCGCGGCAUUCGUCAUGCACGUUCUGAUGGAUGAUCAAGAAGUAAUGAAGAUCCCCUUGAACAGCCACACAGAAAGUGCUGUCAUUGGUGACAAAACGCUGGUUUUCGGCCCCAACGAAAAAUUCCAGCAGUCUCUGGCCGUAUCCGUGGAAAAGGAGGAAGAUCUAAAAAAGCUGAAAGACAUUGUUAAUAGCAUCAAGUCUGGCAAAAUCCAGUCAAUUUUCGAGAAAAGAACCGAGGAAACGUCGGCGAUUCAGUACUUCCAGUUUUACAGUUUCCUUUCCCAACAACAAAACAUGUUGCAAGAUUUCGUGCGCACUGCAACCUAUCAGCGUGCGAUCCAGUUGAAUGAUGUGGACUUUCGUGAUAAAGUGGUGCUGGAUGUGGGAGCUGGCUCAGGGAUUCUUUCAUUUUUUGCCUGUCAAGUCGGUGCUCGGAAGGUGUACGCCGUGGAAGCCAGCUCCAUGGCGGAACACUGUAACAGCCUGGUUCGUCAUAACCGAAUGGAGAGCGUGGUCGAAGUGGUCCAUGGAAAAAUUGAGGAAAUUACCUUGCCGGAAAAAGUUGACAUUAUUAUAUCCGAACCCAUGGGUUACAUGCUGCUGAACGAACGCAUGUUGGAAACAUAUUUACAUGCUAAGAAAUUUCUCCAACCUGGCGGAAGAAUGUUUCCCACCUUUGCUGAUCUGCAUAUCGCUCCUUUUAGUGAUGAGGCUCUCUACAUGGAACAACUGUCGAAAGCUAACUUCUGGUAUCAAACUUCUUUUCAUGGAAUUGAUCUGAGUGCACUGCGAGAGAAAGCCUUUGAAGAAUACUUUCGACAGCCAGUGGUGGACACCUUUGACGUUCGGAUAUGCCCGUCUGGUUCCGUAAAGUGGAGCGUAAAUUUCGAGCGCGACAAUGAAGCGGAUUUGCAUCGCAUAGAUAUUCCCGUUAGUUUUCCAUUGAUUAACACUGGCAUGAUCCAUGGCUUGGCGUUUUGGUUCGAUGCUGCCUUCCAAGGAACGAAUACGACCAUCUGGCUGACAACCGCGCCCAAUCAGCCCCUCACUCAUUGGUAUCAAGUGCGCUGUUUGUUAAAAACGCCGUUAUUUGGCGUGAAAGGGCAAAUACUUAGUGGACGUGUCCUCAUGGAGGCCAACGGGCGACAAAGCUACGACGUGACCAUCGAUUUGGCCAUUGCCAGCACAAAUUCGCGGUCCGUUAACGUCUUGGAUCUGAAGAAUCCCUACUUCCGCUACACCGGCCAACCUGUCGAACCCCCACCGGGAUCAAAUACUGCAUCGCCUAGCGAUGCAUACAACGCACAGAUCCAGCAGCAGUAUCAGCUGUGCCAGAGUACGGCUAAUAUGCAGGUGAACACGCCUUACAUGGCCAACGGACCGGCGGCGAACUAUCAUGCUUACGGUCAUCCGGGUGGGUAUGCUACUAUGGCUGCUGGAGAGACACCUGUUAAUGCGGUUGGAUACCAGCCCACUAAUCCAGGCGGUAGCCAGAUUCAGUUAGGACGAAAUAUUCAUCCAGGAGGAAUCCCUUCCAUUGGUGGCUUUGCAAAUACCAGCACGGGUGGCCAGCCACAGAACGCGCCUCCUGCUCGCUAUCAAACAUCGAACCACGUUCAGUACGGUUUUAGUUAGUUAACCUCGGCAGGAAUGCCUGUUAUAGACAGUUUGUGACACAACCUGGCCUGUACUGUUUAUUUUUCCCGCUUUGAUCACGCUGCUAGCUUUUAGCAUCUGUUUGCGUUACAAUCUUUCAAAGUUUUCACCAGUUAGCUGAAUUCUCGCUUUUUGAAUCCGUUAUUUAAUUUGGUAGAAUGGAAUUUUUUUUGUUUCCGUUAAUGUUCAAACGAUCCGUUCGAUGUAACAGCAGCGUUUGCAGUUAUUAAUUUUUGUAUGUUAGGGGUAACUGGCUAUCGCGUUGAGUAAAGACUCAGUUAAUUCUG